GCGUGUCUGUUGGAACUGGGGGAGGGACUGACGACAUCAGGCAAAGGCUGAGCUUCUCGCUCCUCAGUUCCUGCUUUUUCUGCAAAUUCGAGAGGGAACGCCAUGGGCCUGGAGCUGUAUUUGGAUCUGCACUCGCAGCCCUGCAGAGCUGUCUACAUUUUCACCAAGAAGAAUAACAUUGCGUUUGAGUUUAAGCUGGUCAGUCUGUUAGCAGGUCAGCAGUUCAAUGAGGAGUUUGGCAAAGUGAAUCCCCUCAGAAUGGUGCCAGCUCUAAAGGAUGGAGACUUCACCACGGGAGAGAGUGUGGCGAUUCUGAAGUACCUGGCGUGUAAAUACAAGACCCCCGACCACUGGUACCCGGCUGACCUCCAGAGGCGCGCUCGUGUGGAUGAAUAUCUGGCCUGGCAGCACACGACCAUUCGAUAUCAUGGAUCCAGGCUUUUCAUGUUCAGGAGCCUGUUGCCAGUUUUAACUGGGCAGCCAAUGCCCAAGGACAGAAUGGACGAGGCAGUAGAGGAUCUGCAAACAUCCAUCCAGAUCCUUGAGGACAAGUUUCUGCAGGACAGACCGUACAUCGCAGGACAGGAAGUAUCCCUGGCCGACCUGGUCGCUCUCGUCGAGCUGAUGCAGCCCAUAGCAACUGGAUUUGACCCCCUGGAAGGUCGGCCUAAACUCAUCGAAUGGCGCGAGCGGGUCAAGUGUGCCGUGGGCAAGGAGCUAUUUGAUGAGGCCCACGCGGAGAUGAUGAAGGAUAAGGAAUUGUCAAAUUUUAUAGACCGGAAAUCUCCUGCGAUGCAACAGCUUGCAAAAAGCCUGCAGAAAAGAUUCAGAUGAAGGGAUGCGUGAGCAAGGCCUGGAGUUGCAGAUGUCUGUUAAUCUGUCCCUUAACAUGGUCAUCCCCACUUUUUCCUACAAUUAAAUAAACCACCCAAAACAA
Stegostoma tigrinum is the source of this 937-nucleotide messenger RNA. Its product is annotated as glutathione S-transferase theta-3-like. Gene Ontology annotation, cellular component: cytoplasm. The record is from RefSeq and is a predicted model, not a curated record. The transcript has 5 exons. Gene Ontology annotation, molecular function: glutathione transferase activity. Gene Ontology annotation, biological process: glutathione metabolic process. The coding region runs from base 103 to 834 and encodes 243 amino acids. Lineage: Eukaryota; Metazoa; Chordata; Chondrichthyes; Orectolobiformes; Stegostomatidae.